This is a messenger RNA of Branchiostoma belcheri (Belcher's lancelet), 3600 nucleotides long. Its product is annotated as zinc finger protein 335-like. Gene Ontology annotation, biological process: brain development; regulation of gene expression; positive regulation of neurogenesis. The transcript has 10 exons. The record is from RefSeq and is a predicted model, not a curated record. NCBI's taxonomy places the organism in Eukaryota, Metazoa, Chordata, Leptocardii, Amphioxiformes, Branchiostomatidae. Bases 1 to 3477 code for a protein of 1158 amino acids. Gene Ontology annotation, molecular function: RNA polymerase II cis-regulatory region sequence-specific DNA binding. Gene Ontology annotation, cellular component: nucleus.
AUGAUGACAAACAACCAGGUCAUCACAGGAGAAAUCACCACAGCACUGCCCGCUGAUGAUAACAUGCCUCCUCCGAGCGCAGUGGUCACAGAAAGUGUGUCGACCCCUGUAGAAGUUGUCCCGCCCAAGAAAUCUCGUCGGGGCAGGCCCAGGAAGUAUCCUGUGGUGGAGAAGAAAGAUUUCAACUACUUCAAGGACUACAUUGAUGUUGUGUUAGUGGAGAUGUACCGCUGCAGACUCUGUAAGUUUGACACCAUGAUGAAGGCAAACAUGACCAGGCACAUGCACAUCCACCACAACCAGAUCCAGAAGGGUGGAGAGGCAAAGGACGACAACAACAAAGGUGAAGACAAGGCUGAAGAACAAGAGAAGGAAAAAGAAGACGCUAAGGCAAGUGAUGAUGAAAGUCUACCAGAUGAUGGUGCCGUGGAUGACAAUGAUGAAGACAGUGACUAUGAACCUGAGAGGCCGAUAGUGAUCAAACCUCCAGAGGAAAUGCUAAUGGAGGGGGACAGAGGAAUCCCGCCCAAGCAGAGGUUCAAAAGGAGUGCUCCACUGACACGCAGAGCAGCCAAGCUUGCCAGGACUGAGGAUGUGGCACCAAAACCAGUGGAAUCCAUAGAAAAGGGUGCAGAGACAGAGGCUACAGCUUCUUCCAGUAUUACAAAUGGCACAGAAAGUCCUGAAGUCCAGCCCAGUACUUCAGACGAAUCCCAGCCAAAGAAAGCAUCGACAGCAGAGGAGGAAAAGGAGGGAAAAUCAGAUGCAACGGUUGAGGUUUCCCCAUCUCCUGUCAGGAGGAGGAGGGUGGCAAAGCUGAAAGCCAAGUGGAUCCGGAAAAUGAAGAAAGGCUACAGAGUUCGUAAGCUGAUGAGGCCUCACAGGUGUCGCAGCUGCGGUAUGCGCUUCCCCACAGUCACAGACUUGAACUUCCACCAGAAGUGUCAUGAUGGUGUCAGUACCAACAGUUUCAAGUGUCCCGACUGCCCUACAGCUGUACCAGGUAGAUGGUCAUCUCUAAAGGAACAUCAGUUCCACCACAAUGGGCAGUCCAAGCCCUACAAGUGUGACAAGUGUAACUACAGCAGUGUGUACAAGAAGGAUGUCACCCGUCACCAAUCCUCACAUACUACAGACCGUCCGUUUAUCUGUGAACAGUGUGGAAAGGCCUUCAAACGUGACAUUCACCUGAAGAGUCACAUCGAGACCCACCGCCGGAAGGCAGACCGUAAGCCCUACACCUGUGAGAUCUGCACCAUGAUGUUCACCCUGAAGAAGCCGUACAUGGAGCACGUGAAGGAGCACAACCAGCAGCCCAAGCUGUCGUCCUUCGCCUGCCCGGUGUGUGGGAGGACCUACACCAUGCAGAAGAGGCUGACGCAGCACAUGAAGACCCACAGUGCCGAGAAGCCUCACAUGUGUGACAAGUGUGGCAAGUCCUUUAAGAAAAGGUUUACCUUCAAGAUGCACCUGUUGACCCACAUCCAUGCCCGUGUAGAUGGGAAGUACGUCUGUGAGCUCUGCAGUUAUACCUGUGACAACAAGAGGGUGCUGUUGAACCACCAGAUGGCCCACAAUGAUGAGAAGCCUUUCAAGUGCAGCUUCUGUAAAUAUGCCUCUGCAAAAGAAGAAUUCCUGGUUGCUCAUGAAGCCAAGCACACUGGGGCCAAACCCUUUCAGUGUACCAUCUGCCAGUUCUCCACUCAGCACCAGCGUAACCUGAAGCUACACGUGAAGGGACAACACCCUGAGAAAUACUUGGAGCUAUUCGGGAAGGACGUACCCAAGAAGAGGCUGGGCAUUGAACUACAUAAACAGCUGCAGCAAUUGGUCCAGCAGGAGAGACAGCAACAGCACCAGCUCAUGCAGCAGCAGCAACAGCAGCAGCUCCAGCAGCAGCAGGAACAGCAGCUCCUGCAGCAGCAACAGCAGCAGCUGCAGCAGAUCCAGCAGCAGCAGUACGAACAGAUUCAGGUGCACAGCCAGGCACAGGCGGUUCAGGAUGCCGUCACGGCCCUGCAGGUGGUGGGCGCCGGUGAAGCCACCAUCGUGGAGAUCACAGAGGAUACAGGCGCAGGUCCGGAGGUGGCCACGGCCAAACUGUCUCAGUCUGGCACAACCACAAUCUAUGAGGCUACAGGAGCAGAGUCAGCAGAGAGUGUUGCCGAGUCAGCCCUUGAUCUGCUCCUAAACAUGAGCACCGCUCGAGACUCCAACAUCAGCGCCAUUCAACUCCCUCUACAGGAGGGGGAGGGCGAGACCAGGAAGGUUGUUACGAUCCACAUGGACCCAAGCGAGAACAUCGGCAACUACGAGUACAGGCUCCAGCCCGCCAACGUGGCAGGGGCGCGGGAGAUGGAGGUGACGCAUGUCGCUCUGAACCCCUACGCUGAAGGCCCUGUGGUGUCCCAGCAGCAGAUGUAUGCAGGAGAUCCCACAGAGGUGUCCCACACGGUAGUGGUGACGGCCGGAGACUCCUCCACAGACAAAGGCACCCAGUAUGCCAUGGGAGUUCCCAUCUCCCAACAGUAUGCCGUACAGGGAGGGCACGAGUACACCGAGUAUGUCAGUGAGGAGGACAGUCAGGGGUCUUCCACUCCAAAGAAGUUCACCUGCAAGCAGUGCUCGCUGUCAUUCAGUGGGCGGAGUGAACUGGAAAUCCACAAGAAAGCCCACAGUGGUGGACAGGGGUUCAAGUGUGUGGACUGUGAUUUCUCCACACUGGACUGGCUGGCUCUGAAGGAGCACAUGCAGGAGCAUUCUGCUUUACGCCCACACAAGUGUGACCAGUGUUCCUUUGCCUCCAAGAACAAGAAGGACCUGAAGCGGCACCAGAUGACGCAUACGAACGAGAAGCCCUUCACCUGCGAGGCUUGUGGGCAGCGCUUCAACCGUAACUGCCACCUGAAGUUCCACAUGGAGAGGAUACACAACACACAGAAGCCUCAGCAGUCCCCCCAGCCUACACACUCAUCUAUACAGGAAGCAAGCUUGCUGCAGGCCAUCUCAGAGGCCAGCACAUCCCUGCCCCACCAGGUGGUGUACACCACACAGCAGGCCAUGUCCACUCCCAGUAUGGCCACUCAGGACACCAUGACCCUGGGUCAUCAGGAGGUGGUCAGUACAGCCGAGAUCAUCCACCAUGUCAUCCUGACCACGUCUCAUCCACAGGAAGGUGAGGGUCUGCAGCAGUUGAUGAGUCAGCAGCACAUGGUGACCGCUCCCAGCACCAGUCUGGCCCAGCAGCCUACCACCUCCACCAUGCACCAACAGGUGCACCAACAACACUACCAGCAGCAAGGACUCCCGCAGCAGACCCUGCAGCAGCAGCAGCAGGCAGGACUGAUGCAGCAGGACGGCUCCCUGCAGCAGCAGCAGGCCACCCUGACACAACAGUACACCACCCAGGAGUACGACACCAGCACAGAGGUCAUGCAGGCCACCAGUAACAUCCUACACAACUACACACGCUACUAGACUAGCUCCCCACAAAUUCCAGGAUGAUUUACAACACCAGUUAGGCCACACCGAUUUAAUUUUAUGGAUGAUAUCUGCCUGUUCUCAAAAAAACAAAUCACCUCCUCCAAGGCUCUGGCUAUG